Bacillus rossius redtenbacheri is the source of this 1605-nucleotide messenger RNA. RefSeq lists its product as uncharacterized. The record is from RefSeq and is a predicted model, not a curated record. The transcript is spliced from 4 exons. The coding region runs from base 1 to 1605 and encodes 534 amino acids. Lineage: Eukaryota; Metazoa; Arthropoda; Insecta; Phasmatodea; Bacillidae.
AUGACCUACGCCUCGCCAAUCUACCUGGGGGAAAGCCUUCCUGAGGAAGGCACCCCACCUAACCCCGCCAGAAAACCGACGCAGGAGGAGGCGGAGGACCCCGACCGGACCCCAGCACGACGCUGCCCCGAGCCGCCUCAUGCCGGCACACUCGCCGACACAGCGCCGCCCAUUGACUUGGAGUACAGGGAGGAGCCAAGGACGCAAUCGCACCGCCAUCAACGACCACCGCGCCACCUAGAGGACUACGUUCUGGUCAACCCACAGCAGGAGACCGCCGGCACACCCACGGACGACCUCUCACGCGGCCUGGGGAUGGGAGACACGGAGGAAUCGCGGUCGACAGGAGGGUUGAACGCAAGCACGUUCACAGACACGGCGCCGCUCGUUGACCUGGAGUACGAGGAUGAGCCGGGAGCGCGACCUCACCGCCACCGACAGCCGCCGCGCUACCCAGAGGACCACAGCCUGGCCAAACACAACCAGACCCCGACACAGCACCACCUCGGACCGCCCCACUCGACCCCGUUCGCCGACGCAGCGUCGCCCGGACACCCGGAGUCGGAGGACGAGACGAGGACAUGGCCACACCGACGGCGACACCCGCCGCGUUACCUGGAGGACUACGUGCUGAACACACCGCCAGGGGAGACGGCGGAUACAUCCGCGAGCUGCCUACCAAAUGACCAGGGCACGGAACAGGAAGAGCCACAGCCGACGGUGGAGUUGGUGGACGAGGACCCGAGCCCGGAGGGCGCCCCACUCCGAUGCCAUCCCUGCGACGACGACCCAGGGACCAUAACCAUCACCGAGUUGCCCUACAGUCCUGGCAACCCCGAGAUGGACAGCGACCCGGGAACGAUCCCACUGGUAACGGAGCCAGAGGAGGAGUAUGCGGAGAACUACGAGACGCCUCGCAACAGCCCACCCGGCAUCCCGGAACGAGAGAGGUCUGGGACAGUUCACCAUGCGCCGUGCCGCCGCCCCCUGCCCAGCUGCCUCCGCAGUCGACCGGGCGGCGUGCGCCGCGCCGCCCUUCCAUGCGCCGUGCCGCCGCCCCCGGCCCAGCUGCCUCCACAGUCGACCGGGCAGCGUGCGCCGCGCCACCCUUCCAUGCGCCGUGUCGCCGCCCCCAGCCCAGCUGCCUCCGGAGUCGACUGGGCGGCGUGCGCUGCGCUUCCCUUCCAGGCGCUGUGCCGCCGCCCCCGGCCCAGCUGCCUCCGCAGUCGACCGGGCGGCGUGCGUCAUGCCACCCCACCGCCGAGCGUCACGACGCCGCAGCUAGGGGAACAGAGCGGGCCCUACCAGCCGCAGUCGGGGCUAGGUGUGCCAACACGUGGCGGGACCAAUAGCAGUGCAAAGUCGGGCUUCUCCGAGGGGGGGCGUUUGACGUCGUCCGGUCGGAGGCCGUCUUCAAGCCCGACUUGCGACCGCCCGUACUUAGUCCCGCUAACGAAGCGCGCCUCUAGCCACCCGGUCGGAGUCAAACAGAUACACAACACCAGGCAUGCUCCAGAAGCACUAAAACAGAAGCUGGGCGGGCACCUGACCGAAUUCGCAGAGCCCAGCCGAUACUCUACUGCCACCCAUGACAAGGCGCACUGA